This is a messenger RNA of Durio zibethinus, 3961 nucleotides long. RefSeq names its product exocytosis protein SRO77-like. Gene Ontology annotation, molecular function: GTPase activator activity; syntaxin binding; myosin II binding. The record is from RefSeq and is a predicted model, not a curated record. Gene Ontology annotation, cellular component: plasma membrane; cytoplasm. Lineage: Eukaryota; Viridiplantae; Streptophyta; Magnoliopsida; Malvales; Malvaceae. Gene Ontology annotation, biological process: exocytosis; Golgi to plasma membrane transport.
CAUUCCGUUUCUCUCUCUCUCUCUCUCUCUCUUCGGGGUUAAAACAAGCUAUAUUUUCAUCUUGACUAAAGGCGUGACAAAGUCUCAGCUUUUGCAUCAUUCAUUGGGUUAAUCAUUGAAACUAAGCAAAGAAAAAGUCUUUAACAUCCAAAGCAUAAAAAAAAGAGAAUAUUUUCCUCAGAUUUCGUUUCAUCUCAAUCUGGAUUCGCCAUGUUCGCCAAACGCCUUCUUCAGAAUACGGUUCACCAUUCUCAGCAAAAUGUGCAGCAUGGGAAUUUGAAAUCAGAAGACUUGGAUUUGCGAGUUGAUAUCCACUAUGGGAUCCCCUCUACUGCAUCAGUUCUUGCAUUUGAUAGUAUUCAGCGCCUCUUAGCUAUCGGCACUUUGGAUGGCCGGAUUAAAGUAAUUGGUGGUGAUGGAAUUGAGGGGCUUUUGAUAUCUCCGAAGCAAUUGCCUUACAAAUAUUUAGAGUUCGUACAAAACCAGGGUUUUUUAAUCUGCAUCACAAAUGACAAUGAUAUUCAGGUUUGGAAUCUGGAGAACAGGUUUCUAGCAUGUUGCUUACAGUGGGAGUCCAACAUUACUGCCUUCUCUGUCAUCAAUGGCUCACAUUUAAUGUACAUUGGAGAUGAGUAUGGUUUGAUGUCGGUGAUUAAGUAUGAUGCUGAAGAUGGAAAACUUUUGCAGUUGCCCUAUAAUAUAUCAGCAAAUUCUUUAAGUGAAGCAGCUGGGUUUUCAUUUCCUGAUGACCAACCUGUUGUUGGGAUUCUUCCUCAACCCCAUUCUUCUGGAAAUAGAGUUAUAAUUGCAUUUGCAAAUGGUUUGAUAGUUCUUUGGGAUGUUUCUGAAGCUCAAAUUUCUUUUGUUGGAGGCGGAAAGGAUCUUCAUUUAAAGGAUGCAGUGGAUUCGGAUGUUCAUGAUGAUACAUUUGAGCAUCAUCUACAAGGAAAGGAGAUAAGUGCUAUUUGUUGGGCAUCUUCUGAUGGAUCCAUUCUCGCAGUGGGAUACAUAGAUGGGGAUAUCUUGUUUUGGAAUACAUCAAGUAUUGCCUCUUCUAAAGGUGAACAAAAUGGACAAAACAAAAAUGUUGUUAAGCUGCAACUGUCAUCUGCUGAGAGGAGACUCCCUGUCAUUGUCUUACAAUGGUCCCCAAACUAUAGGUCCCACAGUGAUUAUAAUGGCCAACUUUUUAUAUAUGGUGGUGAUGAAAUAGGAUCUGAAGAAGUUUUAACGGUUUUGAGUCUUGAAUGGUCAUCUGGGAUGGAGACUGUUAGAUGUGUUGCUCGUGUGGAUCUUACACUCACUGGCUCUUUUGCUGACAUGAUUUUGUUGCCAACUGCUGGGGCAGCAGGGGGCAAUCACAAAGCUGAUCUUUUUGUGUUGACAAGUCCUGGACAACUGCAUCUUUAUGAUGAUAGCAUCUUGUCUACAUUGCUAUCUGAUCAAGAGAGGAAACAAUUUGCCUGUCCGGUGGAAUUUCCCAUGUUAAUACCUACAGCUGACCCAUCCAUUGCUGUGGCAAAGUUCAGUGUGCUACCCACAGGUGGAAACUCAUCAAAAGUUCUGUCAGAGUUUGCACCAAUGAUGAAACUUGGCACAACACCAACCCCAGGUGGUGGCAUAAAGUGGCCCUUGACAGGGGGUGUACCUACUCAUCUAUCUGUCACUAAAGAUAACAGUAUUGACAAAGUGUACAUAGCAGGUUACCAGGAUGGAUCUGUUCGGAUAUGGGAUGCGUCAUAUCCUGUCCUGUCACUUAUCUGUUUUCUAAAAGGGGAAGUGCAAGGUACAAAUGUGGCCGGUUCAAGUGCUCCAGUGACAACUCUGAACUUCUGUUGGCAUACUCUAAGUUUGGCUGUUGGAAAUGAAUGUGGUGUGGUUCGCAUUUAUAACCUUGAUGGCAGCUCGGAUAAAACAAACUUUCAUUAUGUCACUGAGACCAAAUGUGAAGUUCAGAGCUUUCCCCAAGGAAAAGGACCUCAGUAUAAAGCUGUAUUCUCCCUUCUUAAAUCACCAGUUCAAGCCCUGCAGUUUGGGAAUUGUGGAGCCAAGCUUGCUGUAGGAUUUGAAUUUGGUCGUGUUGCAGUGCUUGAUGUGACUUUGUCAUCAAUUUUGUUUGUUACUGAUAGUGUAUCUAGUUUGUCAUCUCCGACUAUUUCAAUGUCUUGGUUAGAGUUUAAAAAUGUUCGUAACCUUGUAAAAAGCUCAAAGCAUUCAGAAACAGAAGCUGCAGUCAAACCUGAAGAGGAAAUACUAUUUAUCUUAACCAAGGAUGCAAAAAUUAUCUCCAUUGAUGGUUGUAAUGGUAAGAUGAUACACCCUCAUCCAUGGCACUUGAAAAAAGAGGAAACUGCACUUUCCAUGUACAUUAUAGAGAGCAGUUUUUCAUUAUCUGAAUUAAACUAUGAAGAGCAGCUGGAGGAAUCCGGCAAGGAUACUACUGCCAAGAGUGAGCCUGAACUUGCUGCUUCGAUAACUGGGACUGAACAUCUCUUCUCUUCUGAAACUGCAUCCUCACAGGAAUACUCACUUGAUGCACUUGUUUUGCUUUGUUGUGAAAAGUCAUUGUGCUUGUACUCCAUGAAGUCUGUGAUUCAGGGGAAGGACAAAACAAUUCAUAAAGUAAAACAUACAAAACCUUGCUGUUGGACCAGCACUUUCAAAAAAGAAGGAAGAGUUUGUGGACUGCUCUUGCUAUUUCAAACAGGGGAUCUGGAGAUCAGAUCCUUGCCAGACUUGGAAUUGGUUAAAGAAAGCUCCAUAGUGUCAAUUCUAAGGUGGAACUACAAGGCAAACAUGGAUAAGUUGAUGACUUCUGAUAAUGCUCAAGUUGCACUGACAAGUGGAUGUGAAGUGGCAUUCAUCUCUCUCUUAGCUGGUGAAAAUGAUUUCAGGAUUCCAGAAUCUCUGCCUUGUCUCCAUGAUAGGGUUCUUGCAGCAGCUGCCGAUGCCGCCUUAAGUUUCUCUUCAAAUCAGAAGAAGAAACAGGGUACAGUUCCAGGGAUUAUUGGUGGUAUAGUCAAAGGCUUUAAAGGAGGAAAAGUGAAUACUUUUGCAACACCCGAAUCCAAUUUUACUCUUUUGGAGAGCAAAUUUUUGAAGACCCCAUUCAAAGACACAACUCAAAAUGUUAUAAAUGAGCAGAAAGAUGAAGAGCUUGACAUAGAUGACAUUGAAAUAGAUGAAACUCCACCUGUAACUAGCUCCUCAUCUCAUGAAGCUGUUAAAACUAAAGGAGAAAAGGAAACAGACAGAGAAAAAUUGCUAGGUCCCCUUGAUGAUUCAACGCCAAGACUUAGAACACCUCAAGAAAUUAUUGCUAAAUACAGAAAAGCUGGGGAUGCCUCUUCAGCAGCUUCGCAUGCAAGAAAUAAACUGGUAGAGCGGCAGGAAAAGCUGGAGAGAAUCAGCAGGCGCACUGAAGAGCUACAAAGCGGGGCUGAAAACUUUGCAUCAUUGGCCGAUGAGCUUGUCAAGGCAAUGGAAAAUCGCAAGUGGUGGCAGAUAUAAGGGGAGACGGGUGGGGAUCAAUUAUCUUGAGAUUAGUUCUUCGACAUUACUUGAUCACUUUUCUGAACAGGAGACUUAAACCCGAGAGAAUCUUUGAUGGCUAUUGUCAUUGCACACUAGCAAAUUUGUUCGAAGCAUAUGGUCUGCAUGAUGGAAAAUUGAGGGUCGGAGCUUCAGAAGGCAACAAUAUUUGAGAGCUCACUGGCUCUGAUAUGAUUCAUGCUGAUAAAAAACCUUAAGUUGAAUAUCAUAGAUUUGUUUUUUCUUUCAUGCAAUGCAUCGUGAACAGAGAAUGUAAAGGAUUGAUGUUGAUUAAGUAUACACGUGUAAAAUUGUUAUUUUGAAACAAUCUAUUAUCCAUAUUGGGGAUGCCGAAUUUUCCAAACUUGCAUUUUAUUCCAUUGAUAACAAAGAACACGAAACAAGCAGUGUUUGAGCUUUGUACCAGAGU